AACAUGAUCACCAGCCAAAUUGGCACACCGUUGCUGUCGGAACGUCAACAGCGAACGUUCCCACACCCUUUAGCGGAAGUCCGAACGUGCCUCGAACCAAAAAUUGUUUGCUGGGUUGUGAGUUUUUUCCACAUAUGUUUGCGAUUUCACAAUGUCCGAGGAUAUCCGAGUUUUUUUCUGGAAAAUAUAUGACUUUGAGAUUUAAUCUCAAAACAUCUGAGAAUUUACGCCGUCGUAGUAGGCUACAGUCAUAUACAGACAAAAAUAUUGAGAUGAAAGACACAUCCGUAAAUGAUUGUUAUGGAGAAGCUGAGGACACCCACAACUCUUUCCACUGUGUUUUGCAGCUCUCUGCCUCCACCCCCAGUGAUAGAGGUGCAGUACCGUCAUGGCCGCCCUGUCCUUCACUUGAUGCUGCCGUCUCGCGGUGAGGCGUGCCGCUUCCCGCUCAGGCCCAUGAUGAUGACCGUGGCCGACCUUUUGUCUGACAUCCAGAAUGAGGACCCUGGGGUCACCACAACAGCCAUACUCACCGCAGAUGGAAACAAGGUGUCCUCCAGUACCCUACUCGACUCAGUUCUGAAUAAUAACUUCCAGCUGGUCAUCAAUGACACCACCUACAGCAUUAUCUCACCCUCCAAUGAUGAGCUGUGCCAUGAGCAUCUGACGGGGCUGGAGGACGUGAAGAUGGUUGUGCACCUGCUCUACACGGCCCUCCAUCUGCCAGAGCACCAGCGACUCAAGGAGAGGCAGCUCCUGGAGAGACUGGACACCCUCAGACAGCUGCUGCAGCCCCUGGAGAGGGAGCGUGCUGGUCUGGAGGCGCGGGCGGAGGCUGAGUCUAUGCGGUACGUGUGGGGGGGGCUGGCCUACAUGUCUGUGCAGGGGGGGUUCAUGGGCUGGCUCACCUGGUGCGUCUUCUCCUGGGAUGUCAUGGAGCCCGUCACCUACUUCAUCACCUACACCUGGAGCAUGGGGCUGCUCGCCUACUUCCUACUCACACAGCAGGGAAACAACCAGCAACCUGUCUCAGUAGCCAAUCAGGAGUUCAUGUAUGCUGAUGCCAAAGACCGUCACUUCUUGUCCCACCUCCACCGUGCAGCAGCCAGAGAGGGGUUUGACAUCACACAUUACAACAAGCUCAAGGAGGAGGUUCUCCAGGUGGAAAAUGACUUGCGUCGCUUGAGGAAUCCCAUCAAGCUCCAGUUACCAGUGGAGCAAGUCCAAGGCUGAGGCUGACACACACACAGACUAGACUCUUAGAGGACUGUACUGUUACUGUGCUGGGCUCUGCAUCUACAUGGGAUAUUGCCUUAAGAUUGUGAAACACAAUAUCAUUCAUAUCCCAUGAGACACUGCCUUGUCUGACUGAUGGGUUUGAACCUGAGUUUAACUCAAUGUUUCUAUUGUAAUGUUUAUGUCUGUUACAGGCUUUUAUUUGUAUGUUGUCUAUUGUUAUAACACAUUACAAAUUAUUUUGUGAAAAUAAAGUAUUUUCUUGCUUA
Messenger RNA from Alosa alosa (allis shad), 1505 nucleotides. RefSeq names its product calcium uniporter regulatory subunit MCUb, mitochondrial-like. The transcript has 8 exons. Gene Ontology annotation, cellular component: mitochondrial inner membrane; uniplex complex. The record is from RefSeq and is a predicted model, not a curated record. Gene Ontology annotation, biological process: calcium import into the mitochondrion; mitochondrial calcium ion homeostasis. The coding region runs from base 292 to 1233 and encodes 313 amino acids. NCBI's taxonomy places the organism in Eukaryota, Metazoa, Chordata, Actinopteri, Clupeiformes, Clupeidae. Gene Ontology annotation, molecular function: calcium channel inhibitor activity.